Messenger RNA from Chlorocebus sabaeus (green monkey), 1043 nucleotides. RefSeq names its product FXYD domain containing ion transport regulator 5 (gene FXYD5). Gene Ontology annotation, biological process: regulation of sodium ion transmembrane transporter activity. Gene Ontology annotation, cellular component: membrane. Lineage: Eukaryota; Metazoa; Chordata; Mammalia; Primates; Cercopithecidae. The record is from RefSeq and is a predicted model, not a curated record. Gene Ontology annotation, molecular function: sodium channel regulator activity.
UCUGGGUCCCCGCCCGCUCGCGCUCCCCUGGCCACACCCUCCGCCUGGACGCAGCAGCCACCGCCGCGUCCCUCUCCCCACUAGGCUGCCGGCUCAGGACCCCCAGUUCCAACGGGGUCCUGGAAGCCAGAGGUGUUUGCUCAGGGCAGGGAAGGGGCUGCAGGAUCCCCGGGGGCUGCCAGAGGCCGGCCUCGCUGACAUCAUGGCUGACCCCAGCAUCGCCUGGUCCCACAGAUGUCGCCCUUUGGUCGCCUGUGUCUUCUCACCAUCGUUGGCCUGAUUCUCCCCACCAGAGGACAGACGUUGAAGUAUACCACAUCCAUUUCUUCAGCAGACCCAACUAUCAUGGACAUUCAGGUCCCGACACCAGCCCCAGACGCAGUCUACACAGAACUCCAGGCCACCCCUCCGACCCCAACCUGGCCUGCUGAUGAAACACCACAACCCCAGACCCAGACCCAGACCCAGCGACCGACAGGAAUUGAUGGGCCUGUAGUGACAGAUCCAGAGACACACAAGAGCACCAAAACAGCUCAUCCCACUGAAGACACCACGACGCUUUCUGAGAGACCAUCCCCAAGCACAGACGGCCAGACAGACCCCCAGACCCUCAAGCCAUCUGGUUUUCAUGAGGAUGACCCCUUCUUCUAUGAUGAACACACCCUCCGGAAACGGGGGCUGUUGGUCGCAGCUGUGCUGUUCAUCACAGGCAUCAUCAUCCUCACCAGUGGCAAAUGCAGACAGCUGUCCGGGUUAUGCAGGAAUUAUUGCAGGUGAGUCCAUCAGAAACAGGAACCGACAACCCGCUGAGCACCCGAAGACCAAGCCCCCUGCCAGCUCACCAUGCCCAGCCUCCUGCAUCACCUCGAAGAGCCUGGCCAGAGAGGGAAGGCACAGACCAUGAAGCUGGAGCCAGGGCUGCCGGUCUGAGUCUCCUACCUCCCCUAACCCUACCCGCCCCUGAAGGCUGCCUGGCGCCUUGGGGACUGUCCCUCAAGUUAUCUCCUCUGUUCAGACAAAAAGUAAAGCACUGUGGUCUUUUC